Messenger RNA from Ochotona princeps (American pika), 3296 nucleotides. It is a transcript of the gene PDCD6IP, whose product is annotated as programmed cell death 6 interacting protein. The record is from RefSeq and is a predicted model, not a curated record. Gene Ontology annotation, molecular function: protein binding. Gene Ontology annotation, biological process: mitotic cytokinesis. Lineage: Eukaryota; Metazoa; Chordata; Mammalia; Lagomorpha; Ochotonidae. Gene Ontology annotation, cellular component: endosome. The coding region runs from base 207 to 2828 and encodes 873 amino acids. The transcript is spliced from 18 exons.
AGUAGCCGGACCCCGAGCGCACAGACCGACAGCGCGUCCGUCAGCCGGUCCGUCCGGCUGUCCGCCGCCCGGUGCCCGUCGCCCGCGCGUGCUUCAGUCCUUCCUCUUCCGUCCCGCCGUGUGUGUGUGUGUGUGUGUGUGUGUGUGCGUGCGUGCGUGUGCGUGGUGGAGGGGGAAGCUCGAACGGCGGCCAAGAGGCGCUCAUCAUGGCGACGUUCAUCUCAGUACAGCUGAAAAAGACCUCGGAGGUGGACCUGGCCAAGCCGCUGGUCAAGUUCAUCCAGCAGACCUACCCGAGCGGCGGGGACGAGCAGGCCCAGUACUGCCGCGCGGCCGAGGAGCUGAGCAAACUGCGGCGGGCCGCGCUCGGCCGCCCGCUGGACAAGCACGAGGGCGCGCUGGAGACGCUGCUGAGAUAUUAUGAUCAGAUUUGUUCCAUUGAACCCAAAUUCCCAUUUUCUGAGAAUCAGAUUUGCUUGACAUUUACCUGGAAGGAUGCUUUUGAUAAAGGUUCACUUUUUGGAGGUUCUGUAAAAUUGGCUCUUGCAAGCUUAGGAUAUGAAAAGAGCUGUGUGUUGUUCAAUUGUGCGGCCUUAGCUAGCCAGAUUGCCGCAGAGCAGAACCUGGAUAAUGACGAAGGACUGAAAAUCGCUGCUAAGCAUUAUCAGUUUGCUAGUGGUGCCUUUUUACAUAUUAAAGAGACGGUGUUAUCAGCCUUAAAUCGCGAGCCUACUGUGGACCUAUCACCAGAUACUGUUGGGACCCUCAGUGUCAUUAUGUUGGCACAGGCCCAAGAAGUAUUUUUUUUAAAAGCGACAAGAGAUAAGAUGAAAGAUGCCAUCAUAGCUAAGCUGGCCAACCAGGCUGCGGAUUAUUUUGGUGAUGCCUUCAAGCAAUGUCAGUACAAGGACACUCUCCCCAAGUAUUUUUAUUUCCAGGAGGUGUUCCCUGUCCUGGCUGCCAAGCACUGUAUCAUGCAGGCCAAUGCUGAGUACCACCAGUCCAUCCUGGCCAAACAGCAGAAGAAAUUUGGAGAAGAAAUUGCAAGGUUGCAGCAUGCAGCAGAACUGAUUAAGACAGUGGCAUCUCGCUAUGAUGAGUAUGUGAGUGUAAAAGAUUUUUCUGACAAAAUCAACCGUGCCCUUACUGCAGCAAAGAAGGAUAAUGACUUCAUCUAUCAUGACCGAGUGCCAGACCUCAAAGAUCUAGAUCCCAUUGGCAAAGCCACGCUUGUGAAAUCCACGCCCGUCAAUGUGCCUAUCAGCCAAAAAUUCACUGAUCUGUUUGAGAAGAUGGUUCCUGUUUCGGUGCAGCAGUCUCUGGCUGCCUACAACCAGAGGAAGGCUGAUUUGGUUAACAGAUCAAUUGCUCAAAUGAGAGAAGCCACAACUUUGGCAAAUGGUGUAUUGGCUUCACUGAAUCUUCCAGCAGCGAUUGAAGACGUGUCUGGAGACACUGUGCCUCAGUCUAUCCUGACCAAGUCCACGUCUGUGAUUGAGCAGGGAGGCAUCCAGACCGUCGAUAAGCUGAUCAGAGAACUGCCUGAACUACUGCAGAGAAAUAGAGAAAUCCUAGACGAGUCAUUAAGACUACUGGAUGAAGAAGAAGCCACGGACAAGGAUUUGAGAGCCAAGUUCAAGGAGCGCUGGCAGAGGACGCCGUCCAGUGAGCUGUAUAAGCCCUUGAGGGCGGAGGGAAACAACUUCCGAGCAGUGUUAGACAAAGCUGUGCAAGCUGACGGACAAGUGAAAGAACGCUACCAGGCUCACCGCGACACCAUCGCACUCCUGUGUAAGCCGGAGCCCGAGCUGAACGCUGCCAUUCCUUCCGCCAACCCGGCAAAGACCAUGCAGGGCAGCGAGGUUGUAAAUGUCUUAAAAUCCUUACUGACAAAUCUUGAUGGAGUCAAGAAGGAGCGAGAAGGACUUGAGAAUGACCUGAAAGCAGUGAAUUUUGAUAUGACAAGCAAGUUUUUAACAGCUCUGGCUCAGGACGGUGUGAUAAACGAAGAAGCUCUGUCUGUUACUGAACUGGAUCGAGUCUAUGGAGGUCUGACGUCGAAAGUGCAGGAGUCUCUGAAGAAGCAGGAGGGGCUUCUUAAAAGCAUUCAGGUCUCACACCAGGAAUUUUCAAAAAUGAAACAGUCUAACAAUGAAGCUAACUUAAGAGAAGAAGUUUUGAAGAAUUUAGCUGCUGCGUAUGACAGUUUCGUUGAACUUGUAGCUAAUUUGAAUGAGGGCACCAAGUUUUACAAUGAGCUGACUGAAAUACUGGUGAGGUUCCAGAACAAAUGCAGUGAUAUUGUGUUUGCACGGAAGACAGAAAGAGAUGAACUCUUAAAGGACUUGCAGCAGAGCAUUGCCCGAGAACCGAGUGCUCCGGCGAUUCCCACUCCUGCCUACCAGUCCUCCCCAGCAGGAGGCCAAGCGCCAACUCCCCCCACCCCAGCACCAAGAACCCUGCCGCCUUCCAAGCCUCAGCCCCCAGCCCGGCCCCCGCCUCCUGUACUUCCGGCCAACAGGACUCCUUCUGCCACUGCCCCAGCUCCUGGGGGUGCUGGUGUCCCGGCAGCCGCUCCGCCCCCAGCCCCCAGCUCAGCCCCUCCUCCGCAGGCCCAGGGGCCACCGUACCCCACCUACCCAGGGUAUCCCGGGUACUGUCAGAUGCCCAUGCCCAUGGGUUACAACCCGUACGCCUACGGCCAGUACAACAUGCCCUACCCGCCGGUGUACCACCAGAACCCCGGACAGGCUCCGUACCCGGGACCCCAGCAGCCAGCGUACCCCUUCCCUCAGCCCCCACAGCAGUCCUACUACCCACAGCAGUAAGCUCUCUGCUCGGAAGCUCAGCUGGUGCAGUGCAGAGGGAAAGAAAUGCCAACCCUGCAAGAAGUGUGCUGAACUCCAUGCUCUGCUGUGCUGACCGCGGUGUAGAAUUCUGUCUGUGGCUGAAAGCUUACAGCUGUGCCCCAGUUCCACAUUUGAUUGCACAUGUGAGAUUUGCUGCUGUCGCAGCAUAAACACUAAGUAUAAUAGGAUUUGAAAUAAAUUAAAGUUCCUAAAGGUUGAAAAUGAGAAGUUAAACCUGCAAGUGAAACAUUUGAAAUUACAAUUCUUUCUACAAAAGACGCGGUUGGACGUCAGAUACUUAUAAAGAUGGUUUAAGUACUGAUAUUCAAGAAAACUAAGUUUUCUUUCUCUUUUGGUUUAUUGAUUUAGUUUCAUUUUCAAUAUGCUAUUUUGAGUAAUCAAAGCAUUGUAAAUCUUAUAAUUUAAAAAAUAAAUUGCUUCAGAACA